This is a messenger RNA of Cyprinus carpio (common carp), 3477 nucleotides long. Its product is annotated as tetratricopeptide repeat protein 33-like. Gene Ontology annotation, molecular function: protein binding. NCBI's taxonomy places the organism in Eukaryota, Metazoa, Chordata, Actinopteri, Cypriniformes, Cyprinidae. The record is from RefSeq and is a predicted model, not a curated record.
UGUAAAAUAUGUGAAAAAUAAUGUGUUUUGCGAACAACCUAUUAUGAGAACCUGUUCUAGUAAAACCUCCAAAGCAAAAUGGAGACUUUGUAAAAGAGCAUAAUAGGGCCCCUUUAAAGCUGGCCCUGUACCUUUAAGAAUUUUUACAGUACUUCCGGGUUAGAGGGCUGAGCGGAUAAAUCCAAAACAUCUGAUGGCCUCCUUUGGCUGGAAACGUAAGGUGGGGGAGAGAGUUUCCAGGACGACAGUGCAGCAGUUUGAGAAGGACUCAGAGCAGGUGGUUGACGAGGAUGUGGAGGAGGAAAGAGUUGAUUGGCUGCAUGUCAUCAAACAGCGACGAGAGGUGCUGCUGGAGGAUUGUGCUGCUAAGAGCAAGAGACUAAAGGAUGAAGGAAUGCUCCUCGCCGAGGAGGGAAGGAACUGGGAGGCAUUGAAGAGGUGGGACGAGGCCAUUCAGCUCACACCAGACAAUGCUGUGCUCUAUGAGAUGAAGUCACAGGUGUUGAUCACCCUUCAAGAGGUGUUCCUGGCUGUGCAGUCUGCAGAGAUGGCCACCAGACUCCGCCCCCUCUGGUGUGAGGCGUGGCAAACUCUGGGCCGCACCCAGCUAAGUCUUGGCGAAGUAGAGCUAGCUGUACGGUCCUUCCAAGUGGCAUUGCACCUGCAUCCGUCUGAGCGCUCCCUCUGGGAGGAAGACCUAGGCUGGGCCUUACAGCUCCUGAAGCAACAAAAAGCUCUCCAUGAAAGAGCGAAACAGGAAGAUGAAGCCCGAAGGCUCCUUGUGGAAGCUCCUGAGCUGAAGAGCGAUUAUGAUUUUGAAAGCGAUGAAGUGAUUGAGGCUUGCACAACCAUGGCUGAUAGACAGAAAAAAUAUGAGGACUUAAAGAAAACAGUGGUUGUGGAUGCACGCGGGGUCGCCAGAGAGGUGAUUGUCGAAGAUGACCACAAACCCACUUCAUCCUCACAGUGUUGUUUAGUCAAGGCACGAGGACUCUGAAUGAAAUAGAGGCUGGAGAAAUUGUUGAAUAAAGUGGUUAUUUUUGUUUUCUUUGUGCACAAAAAGUAUUCUUGUUGCUUCAUAACAUUACGGUUGAACCACUGAUGUCACAUGGACUAUUUUAACAUUGUCCUUCCUUACAAAAUUUUGUGGGCCAGAACUAAACAUUUCAGAAGCGUUGAUAUCUUUGCAAAUUCAGAAAGCUCUCGGAUUUCAUCAAAAAUAUCUUAAUUUGUGUACUGAAGAUGAACGAAGGUCUUACGGGUUUGGAACAACAUGAGGGUGAGUAAUUAAUGACAGAAUUUAAAUUUUUUGGGUCGGCUAUCCCUUUAACAAGGUUACUAUUCCCAGUAAAUUUGUAAAGUGAGCACCAAAUCCCCAGAAGAAUUUGAAAUGCUUCUGGAUCAUUUUCACUCAAACGAGCAUAAAUUCCUUACUUAAGGAUUCUGUGGUUAUUUCAAUUUUUAGUGUGGCUAAACAUAACCUUUUAAGUUUCUAAAAUAGCAGAGCAAUCCCUUCUUAAUGUACACUCUUGAUUAGCAAUUUCACCAUUCCUAGUUGGCUUUUAAUUCAGUCCUGUUUUAUGUGAGAUGUGAGCCCUCACUUGGGACCCUAGGAUUGUUAUAGCAGUGUGAAUCACUGAUGAACUAGGGGUGGGUGGAUCAAUCUUAAUAUUGAUAGUAUCGAUACCAACAUUUGUAUUGGUAUCAGAUCGAUACCAGCCCGAUGAGGUUAAUUUUCUCUCCUCUAUGCUUAGUACAUUGCUUCUGCUUCAUCAAAGACUAGGCAUGUCUUUCUGUGUACAUACGCUGCUCCUUUUCCAUCUUGUAUGCACACAUUGCUCCUCCUUAUAUGGGAGGAAAAUGCUUAAUGUGAAACUUUGCAAACUGGCCUCAUAUUCUGGGCUUUUCUGCUUGUCUGUAAAUAGUAUUUUCACAUUAAGCGUUUUAGAAUGUCCCACUGAGACAGAAGUCUCUGGCAGAGUCCUUUCAGAAGGGCAAAGAAUAUCCAUGUAGCGAUGGUGAAUGUAAUAUUUUAGUGGUAACACUUUAGUAUAGGGACCAAUUCUCACUAUUAACUAGUUGCUUAUUAGCAUGCCUAUUAUUAACAUAUUUGUGGUUUAUUAGUACUUAUGAAGCACUUAUUCUGCUUGACCAUAUUCUAUAUCCCUAAUCCUACCCAAUACUAAACCACAUAGUUAAUGGUAUGUUAAUAGCAAGAAUUGGACCUUAAAAUAAGGUGUGACAUUUUAGUCAUAUAAGCAGUAUUUAUUGUUCAUUUUCAAAGUGUAAUCAGUUCAUUUAAAUGCAUGCUUUUAAAAGAAAAGUAUCUGUAUAAGAAUUGGCGAUACUGGUCCUGUAUUUACUUGGUAUCAGAUCGAUCACCCACCCCUAUGAUGUACCAGGACUGAGUGGGAAGAACAUGACACACACACACACACUUGCUCUAUUAUCUAUCUACAGACUUUUAGAAUUUAGUUUUACUUAAAUGAAGUAGUAGUAAUGCAGUCAUGGGUUAAAAUGUCACACAGAAGAGGAGAUAUGCAGGGAGCAAUAUUUUAGUUAUUAUGGUUUAUUAUAGGAUUACUGUAUAUAAGGAUUUUAUCAGCUUGGUUCCUUGGUGAGAAAUCUCUGGAAAAUAUUCAGCUCCAGGACUCUGUGAAGUUGGUAUCACCAGUUCCAUUCUGAUUGGCUGUGUGCUACACAACCUCAGGAAGUCAAAACUUCUGGGUUCUCAGGCUUUCAUUAGACAGUACCAGGCUGCUGCAAUGAGUGUUAACAAGGGUGAACUAGUCUCUGGAUUUGGCAAAAUCUGUUUCAGAGGUAAGAGAAUCAUUUCAAUCUUUCUUCUUCAUCGCAAUGAUCAUCUUCUCGCUGGACUCCAAAGAAAGAAGAACAAUGACACCUGCUAUUCUUUCUCAGUGCCUCUCCAUCCGGCGACUUCAAAAAGCAAAUGUUCUGCUAAUUGGGCAACUUCCAUUGGAAUUUGACUCAUAAUGUUGUGUCGUGAGUGUGGCACAUUCAGGGCCAGCCCUUCAUGCCUCUGACCAGCACAGAGGCAGUGCUCACAGAGAAAGACUGCCCUCAUUGUGAGAGCAUGAGUCUUGCUACACUCACAGAUUUUCUUUCUUUCACGCCCCCUACUUUUGCUUCCUCUGCCUUUACCUCCAUUGAUGGCGCUGAGCAAAAGGGCUAUGAGAAGCACCCCCCUCUCAAAGAGGGCAUCAUGGCACAUCUAUGCUCACCCACGGGUAGAAAAAUUCUGAUGAAAUGGCACUCGCCUUUGACUUGUAUAGGCAGUUGGCCCUGCCUGUUUUGGCAGGCUGAAAUGCCAUUUGUUCGUGCAGCUUCACGAACAUUAACCAAUCAGGCUUCAGUAUUCAGAGAAAACUGAGUUUUCCACUAGGCAGUGCUCGUUCCUGUUAUCUCAUGGCAUCAAGGUUACGUUAGUAACCAAGGCAUUUUCUGUGUAAACUAUAC